GCGACAACUAACGCCAACAGCAGCCUGCGACCCAUCCCAAUCGAUUUAUCUGCUUGCGCGAACCCAUCGUCAAAGCAGAUUCAGAUCGAUUUAUCGGCACACCCGCAACCAUGGCUGACGCUCCUGUUACCCUGCGGACACGCAAGUUCCUCCGCAAUGCGCUUUUGAGCCGCAAGCAGAUGGUCGUUGAUAUCCUCCAUCCCAACCGCGCCAACAUCUCCAAGGACGAACUCCGCGGAAAGCUCGCCGAGCUCUACAAGUCCAACAAGGACCAAGUCUCUGUUUUCGGUCUUCGCACACAAUAUGGUGGCGGAAAGACUACCGGUUUCGCCCUCAUCUACGACUCCAGUGAAGCCUUGAAGAAAUUUGAACCCCGCUACCGUCUCGUCCGUAUUGGUGCUGCUGAUAAGGUUGAAAAGGCCUCCAGACAACAACGCAAGCAACGAAAGAACAGAUCGAAGAAAUUCAGAGGCACAGCAAAGACCAAGGGCCCCAAGAAAGACAAGAAGAACAAAUAGACGACAUGAACUUCGGUGUUAUAGGGUUGGCAAUGGUGCUUGGUUCCUGCUUCGAUGGAUUGUUCAGCACCCUGGGUGAUGCACCUCAGGGAUACCGAUGCUGUACUGUAGCUACGAAUCAAGCCUUGUGGUAAACAUGUUUCUGGCUUUGUUUUAUUCUACGAAGCAAAAUAAGUCUUUUUGAACUACGAAAUUGCAUUUGCUCUGUUCGCGAAUUCGAUCCUCGUCCUUUGCUGAACCAGGUGGCAAACUUCAAAAUGAGACUUGAGAGAUUACCUUCCCUUGCUAUCCAUAAAUUUUGUCCCUGAACGACUUUGGCCCCCCUUUGCCCCCCAAUACAAAACGAUCCACACCAUAUUCAGGAGCCCGAAAUACCCUGGCUCAAGCGAUUAUAGGCGUUGGAAACAACAAAAAAUAAAAGUGAAUCAAACACAAGGUGCAAAAAAAGACAGCAUGAAUCAGACCUCCCAGGGUAAGCCACGUGCGAAGAAUUAGGACACCGGCUAGGGCGCCGGCUAGGGACAUAUGCGGGAAGUGUAUUCUGUAGAUGGCCCGGAAAAAAUUCCAUACUUAACCCGCCGAGGUUUUGAAAAGGCGACUGUAGGUUGCACAAACCAAAAAUUUUGCCAAAAUCAAGCCGUGCCGUUAGCAAGGGGGACAUUCGCUUCCCCCUUUACUUCAUUGCAUUGAGUAAACUUUGCUCGUAGGAAGGAAUUUGUGUUCGAAGAAUUCAGUCGUCAAUUAUUGUAAAUUAAUCAGUUCGAAUUAGACUAGUCUGCAGAACGUGGCCCAUCCUGUGUGGUAAAAAAUCAAAUUCCCUCAGCGUGAGUAAGGGGCGAUAGAG
Coccidioides immitis RS is the source of this 1362-nucleotide messenger RNA. Its product is annotated as 40S ribosomal protein S24. Gene Ontology annotation, biological process: translation. The record is from RefSeq and is a predicted model, not a curated record. Gene Ontology annotation, cellular component: ribosome. Gene Ontology annotation, molecular function: structural constituent of ribosome. Bases 111 to 518 code for a protein of 135 amino acids. NCBI's taxonomy places the organism in Eukaryota, Fungi, Ascomycota, Eurotiomycetes, Onygenales, Onygenaceae. The transcript is spliced from 3 exons.